AUGUUUUUCGAAAAGGCCAACUGCACAACGGUGCCAGAAAAUAUAGCGAGCAACGCUGGAAUAAGUGGUAUUGGUGUCAUUCUUUCUUUUGUUAUCACAGCACUACUAGCCAUUUGCAUGUCCUCUUCCUUGAUACUUCAAGAGUUUAUCGAGUGCAGACGAAAAGAUGCCCACUGCAAGCCGCAUACGAUCCGCCGCAAACUGCUCUCGUCCUAUUCGGACCAGCAGAUCCUUCAGGGCAUUGGCCUGCAGUCGGUUGGCCUCGCCUUGACAGCCCGGCUGUCGCCAUACCACUUCUUCCUCAUCUGGAUGCUUUCGUUGCUCUCCAUGGCAGUACACAACACCACACUGCUCGCCCUGGUUCACGAUUUCCGCCGCGACUGGCUCCUCAGGUGGCUACGUCAGUUCCUGAUGUUUGUGAACUUGAUCCUCAGCUCCGUAUAUGGCGCAUAUAUCCUGCGCCGCAUCAGCCACAACAUCGAGCCGACGUUGCCCAUCGCGUGCGUCUGGGAUGCAGAGUCGCCCCUGGCCAAGUCGUCGCCCGAAAACCCCAUCGCCAGCUACAUCGGCACGGGGGCCGUCAUGGUUGGCAACAUUGUCGUCUUUGCCCUGGCGACUUGGUACCUGCACAGCCGCGGCCAGCGCUUCUACAAGAUCGUCCAGGUCGUGGGCAGCGUCUUCAUGGCGGCCGUCGGCAUCGGCGCCAUCGUCCGCGUCAUUCUCAUCUCGCAGGCCUUUGGCGACCCGGCCGUGCCCAUGGCGGACUCCGGGGAGAAGGAGUGGAGUUUUGGCCAGCUGCUGUCUGUGCUCCUGCUGAUCCUGCCCGUAAUAUCGAUCCUGGAGAUCUACAGGGGCGAGCUGAACGUUGCGCCGCCGGUGGACGACAGGUCGUAUCUUGAUCUUGGGAAGAGCGGUUCGGGGAUGGAGGAGGGUAACGAAAUGCAGAGUUCUUCCAAGUAG
Pyricularia pennisetigena is the source of this 960-nucleotide messenger RNA. RefSeq lists its product as uncharacterized. The coding region runs from base 1 to 960 and encodes 319 amino acids. The record is from RefSeq and is a predicted model, not a curated record. NCBI's taxonomy places the organism in Eukaryota, Fungi, Ascomycota, Sordariomycetes, Magnaporthales, Pyriculariaceae. The transcript is spliced from 2 exons.